GCAGAGCCCUGGGCCCUCCUCUGACAGCCGGUGCCCACGGCCGCCGCCCCCCGCCCGCCCUUCUCCAGGCCAUCCCGGGAUCUUGGUUUGAAAUCGUGGACGUGACUGGGAGGAGUCUGCCCGCCUCGGAUUUCGUGCUCGCGGCGCAGGGAGCUGGGCCGCGACCAUGGCGGAGCUCACCGUGUGCUCCUUCCUCACCAAGGUGCUGUGCGCCAACGGCGGGCGCAUGUUCCUCCAGGACCUGCGCGCCCACGUGGAGCUCUCGGAGGCCAGGCUCCUGGACGUGCUGCGCCAGGCCGGGCCCGAUCGCUUCCUGCUGCAGGAGGUGGAGAUGAAGGAGGGCCUCUGGGACGCGGAGGCCGAGGCUGCGGCCGGCGCGGGCGCGGGCGCGGGCGCUGGCGCGGGCGGGGCGGGAGGCGGCGGCCCCUUGGCCUGGAGAGUGGUGGCCGUGUCCUCCGCGCGCCUCUGCGCCCGCUACCAGCGCGGCGAGUGCCAGGCCUGCGACCAGCUGCACCUCUGUCGCCGCCACAUGCUGGGCAAGUGCCCGAACCGAGACUGCUGGUCUACCUGUACCCUUUCCCAUGAUAUCCACACACCUGUCAACAUCCAAGUCCUGAAAAACCAUGGGCUUUUUGGCCUCAAUGAGGCCCAGCUUCGGAUUCUGCUUUUACAGAAUGACCCCUGCCUUUUACCAGAGGUCUGUUUGCUCUACAACAAAGGUGAAGCACUGUAUGGUUAUUGCAACCUCAAGGACAAAUGCAACAAGUUUCACGUGUGCAAGUCCUUUGUCAGGGGAGAGUGCAGGCUUCAGAGAUGCAAACGGUCCCAUCAGCUCAUCCAUGCGACAGCUCUGAAGCUGCUGCAGGACCAAGGACCGAAUAUCCCCAGCGUCGUUAAUUUUCAGAUCAUCUCUACCUACAGGCACAUGAAGUUGCACAAGAUGCUUGAAAAUAAAGAUAAUUCAGCUCCUUCUGCCGAGCAGUCACGGGGCCUUGAGAAACAAGGAGGACGAGUAGCUGGGGCUGCAGAAGCCUGUCCCCUGGUUUCUGUCCCUGCCCAGUCCGCCAAGAAGCCAUGCGCAGGUAAACCGUAAGGGACAUCGGUGAAGUAAGAAGCAGCGCGUCCCAUUGGAAGGUCUGAAAACAAAGCUAUGUUGAGCUUUAAUUUGUAACCAUUCAUUCAUUGACUCAUUUCUUAAUAAUGGCCAUAAUAAUAACCUACCUCACAGGGUGUUGUGAGAAUUAAAGAAGAUGGAAAAGGAGACAGUGUCAAUUUGGGAGGAUAAAAUUGGAGGGGCAGGGGGUUUGGGGAGGAGGUUGGGCAUUGAACAGGCAAAGAAAGGGUAAGACCUGAGUGCAGAUGGGGUCAGGGCAGAGCAAAUCCUCGAGAUGGCAACCUCUGCCUGCAGCCCCUGAGAGCUUUACCCUGGAUGGCUGGCUGGCGCUCUGAAAGAGGCAGGUUUCUGCUGACUUGCUCUGUGUCCCAGGCCCAUGUUUUUCUGUACCUCCAUAUAUACAGUUUACAUUGUGGAAUUCAUAGAGUUUGGAAACUUUAUAUUCUUUUUUGUUCCACUUAAUGUUCCAGAAGCAUCUUUCCAUAUUGGUUCACAAUUUAUCAUGCAUAAUCAUUUUUGUGCACUAAUAUAUCAUAGUUUAUGUAACUGUUCCCUUAUUCUGGGAUAUUUUGAUUCUUUCUAACAAAUUUUGAAUAUAGCUCUUCUUAAAAUCCACGCAAUAGUGAGUUUUUAAAGUUAGUCUUUUGCUUAGCUUAUAGUUGCCAAAUGAUACUGUCUUAUGAUUUGCAUUUCCUGAAAUUUAUGUACAAGUGAAUAUUUUUCUGUGUCUGCUUUCUGUUUGUCUGCCUUUUGUGCAUUUUGUACUUGCCCUUUAAUCCUGGGCAUCUAAUUACCUCCUCUGUGCUGAUGUGGGAUGGCCUUUAAUUAGGCUCCUUAAUUUUUAUGAAAGGAUGUCAACCAAACUGUACUCUAACUCUUGUGGAUCCAUCCUCAGCCAACUCCAGAGAGUAUACAACGUUUCGGUGCUCACCAGAGAUUUCUACCUCACUCUGUCUGCUCUCCAUCUCUUAUGAAACUUUUGCCAAAGUCCAGUUGCUGUGGUUUGAAGGAUGUGUAGUUCAUCCAUUCCUUGAAGUUGCAUCCAUUCUAAUAUGGAUCAGGGUGGACCAUCAGAAAUUUAUAUACCUCACCCAUUUCAUGUUGACUUUCCCCUUCCUCCCCUCUCUCUUUCCCCCACCCUCCCGCUGUCUUCAUCCAGUUACACUUAGAUGUUUGGUUCUUGGUUUUCAUCAAAGGGUACCACGAGAAGCAGCUUCAUGAAAUCCUUUCCCUAUUUGCUGUAGUAAUAUUCCCCAAAUAUCAGUGUGCGAAGGGUUUUUAAAAAUAUUUAAUUGUCCUUCAAUAACAUACCAUUUGAGAAAUAGGGACAAGGUAGUGAGUUUUUCAUCAAGCUAAAUUUGUUUUAUUUCGAAAACUUUUAUCAUGAAAUGCUGUCUUUUCUGUUGGGGAAAGUGUGUAAAAAAUGUCCUUUGUGAAGGGAGAAAUUGCUGUGUUUUCUCCUAAUGUAUACGGUAAUAGUGAUCCGUCUUACAUGAACCAUUUCACUCUGGUUGUCAACAGUAGUUUUUCUGAAAGCCCUUACUUCCUGCCUAUCUUACUUUUUUUUCCUAGUUCUGAUUUCUCCUGGUGCUAGCUUUUUUUAAAAAAAAAUUAUUUUUACAUUUUAUUAUCAUUAUUUACAUUUUAUCCUUUUACUAUGUAUAUUUUUAUUGUAAGCCAUCUGAAAUCCUUAAUGGAAACAGUGUAGUAUAUAAAUGCAUAUCCUUUACAUUAAGACUUGCUAGACUUUUAUAUUAUUGUUCUUUUUAUAUAUCUUAUAAUUAUACUUUUCUAUAUGAAGUUAUUGACUCUGUAAUCUUUGUUGCAAUAUUUUUUUCAAUUCUAUGAAUAUUCCAGUUCAGUCUUAGUUCUGUUGGUAUCCAUUCUGUAGAAAUAUAUAAUCAUAUCUGUCACUGUUAUUUUUGUUUGACAAUCACCUGUUAGAGUUAUCACAUUAGACAUGGAGAUAAGUUUUCUUUGGCAAUUUAUUGGAACUUAUAAGAUGAAGUUGCAUAUCUCUAGCCUCUACAACUCAGCAUAUGCUAAACUGAGUGACGAACUUUUCUCCAGACUUUUUAGACUUUUUCCUCCUUUUGUUUCUUUAUUUUGGAGUGUCACCACCUAAUGACUUAAGCCAAAAACCUGCAAACUGUCCUAAUCUUGUCUUUCUCCUUGUUCCCUGUGUCAAAUUGAUUACCUAGAUUGAGACUUUUUUCAUCCUCAAAAAUUUCUCAAAAUAUUAACUGUCUUUGCCCCUUUCUUUUCAUUCCCUACAUCUUGCCCUGUUUUAAACCGUCAUCACCUCUUGUAUUCUACAGAUGCAGAACUCAAUGGGUUUCAUGUCUUGUGAGUUUUCUGUGGGAGGUGCUAGGUGACUCCCCUUUGAUGAUGGUAGCCACCGUUUUACUUUUUAAUGUAAUAGGCUUUUGUGGAUUUCGUUGCUCUCCUUACCACCCUUCUCUCCAUCUGCCUUCCACACUGCUGCCUGGUUGAUCUUUUGAAAUCCUGACUUAAUCACAUUGCUUUUUGCUUUAAUCACCACCUUUAUUGGUCCCCAUCAUAUAGGGUAGGAGUCAUAAACGCAGAUGGAUACAGGGACCAGAAAGCUGAGUUGAUGGAUGAAGUGAACUAGACAUAAGAGGGAUCAGGAAAAGAGGAAGUGCUAUGGUAAACUGUCCCCUCUAAAAGGGGCAGGUGCCCCUUAUUUCCAUGUGGGAAUGUGGGCCCCGUUUGUGAUACUGUCCAAUUUGACAAAAGAAGCCAGAAAUCCAAAGUUUUCCGAGAAAUUUUCUGAUUUUUAAAUACUAACUUUUAAUUGUGUGUAGUGACCUUGCAAAUUUUGGAAUGUGCCAUUUCACCUUGUGACUCUGCGUUUGUAGGUGAUACUCCAAGUCCCCUUCUUUCUCCCUCCACCUGCCUCAAAACCUGGCAAGGUGAUCUGUAAAAUGCUGACCUAACCUUUCCUGACCCCAAGAGAGUUUUCAAAGCUCUAGCAUAGCACUUAAUACAUUACAUUGCAAUGCCUUUUGUUUUUAUUCCCUAGUUUUGAGCAGAAACAUUAUUUAUUCUUGGUUAUUCUAACACUUGGUAGUUAAUUUUUUUUGCCAUGUAACGAAUUAAACUCUGCAUUUGAAUCCAUUGAAUGAGUAUCAUAUUGGUCUUCAUUGUUCUUUUUUCUUCCCACAUAUAUAUUUUUAAUAUUCAAAAAAUAUUUUCCUCCUAAAGAAUGUGUUAUAUAAGAUAAACAUCUCUUUGAUGCUUCAGUUUGAGUUGCCUAGGUCUAAAAUAAAUGCUUUAAGACUUAUGUUCAUGGUACUAAUUCUUUCCAUCAAGGAAUUAACUCUCCAUUAUUGCUGUGUUUCUUGAUAUCUUUGUAAUCGUUAUCAUUUGUUCUUGUUUUUGUCUAGGUCUUACCUAACCCUUAACACAUUAAUUCUUUAUGGGAUAAAUACAUUUGUAUUGCUACUCAGUGUGGGAAUUUCUAUCGUUAGAAUGCUAUUAAGUUUUAAAAUAUUUGUCUGUUAGUGAAUUGCCUUUGUUCUAACAGUGUUAGAAGGCCUAUUUGUUUUUUCGAAAUACAAAAUCGUAGCUGCAAAAAUAUUCAUCUUUCCUUAUGUAUUUCUAUUUUGUUUUGUGUUAAGUAAAAUUGUGAUAAAAAGAUUUUUUGAUAAUUCUUCAUUAAAUAUGAAGUUACUUGUUGGUUUUAAACAAAUGUUCUCUAUUUAAUAAGGGAAAUGACAUCUAUUGUUU
Messenger RNA from Rhinolophus ferrumequinum (greater horseshoe bat), 4864 nucleotides. RefSeq names its product zinc finger CCCH-type containing, antiviral 1 like (gene ZC3HAV1L). The coding region runs from base 167 to 1093 and encodes 308 amino acids. Lineage: Eukaryota; Metazoa; Chordata; Mammalia; Chiroptera; Rhinolophidae. The transcript is spliced from 4 exons. The record is from RefSeq and is a predicted model, not a curated record.